AUGCCGGCCAGCGAGGAUCCCCUCAACCCCAGCGAGGCCAAUUUUCACCAAGAGGACCUCAAUGAGGACGACGUGUGCGACUUGCUCGAGUGGCUACUCAGGGAGAAGAAGGGCGCCAUCGCCCGGGUGGAGAGGCUCGGAGUCCGUAGGAUCUCAAGGGCUAGCCUGUUGGCCUUUUCGCCGAGCAGGAACUUUACAGGCACUUUGGUCGAAUGGAAUCAUGGUGGUCGACGGGAUGCGGUCAUGAAGAGGCCCCGGGGCGAGCGGCGGCGGAAGUUUCUCCCGAACCCGGGCGAGAAGAUCAAGAUGCGUAGGUCAGACGGUGAGGAUAGUGAUGGGGAGCUGUCUGAUGGGGAAAUUAUCGACAUCAACCCAUUUUACCCCGAGCCUGUAGAGAAACCAAGUUUCCUGCUGGACAAGAACGCCGACCGAAGCAAGUCCAAAGUGGUUGCGCUCAAUGAAGGCCCCAACAAUGACUCUACUGCCACAUCUGCAAGCACACUUCCGAAGCUGCAACCUCGGGAUACUACUGGCUAUCCGCUGAUGGUGCAAACCAAGGUCCAUAACAGCCAUGGACGACAACAACAAGAUCAUCCCCUUCAAGUCCCAUAUCUCCACAGUGGUCACGAAAGCGACAUGACUAGGGUGGUACAUCAGACCAAAGAGGAUCUCAAGGCUAGCGCAAACGUCAUUGAACAGCCGCAGCCUCAUGUGGUCGUAUGCCAUACGCCUGCCUAUCACGUCGACAACCGCACCAUCCAGCGUACAGCGCCCCCAACCAUAGCCUCUGCCCCAACAGGUCUGAAUCAAGCUUCAUAUACCUUUGAGGGACCACAUACCGGCAGCAAGCAAGCAGUCACCAAUAAUACCUUUAAAGGUGAUGGUGUCCUCGGCGAGGAGUACAGCGCUUUCACCAUAUCCAACCAGGACGCCUUUCUCCACAACAAUAAUCUCACAGACAUGGGUCUUGAGGAAGCAGCUUAUACCCCCACGCAGCCGACACCAAAACCCGACGACACUGCCUACUACGUAGCGACAAUACCGCAUGCCCAGGCAGCGGGUGUCUAUCAUGACGCACCAGCAGCAGCAGCAUCCUCGUUCGCCGGUGGCAUGGACGGCAGCGUCGACAGCAUCCAUCUGCAGCACAACGACCUCGCAAUGCCUGCCGCGGACGAUUUCCUCCACACGAGCUUUGACGAUCUCGUUGCGUGGGACGGCGAUGCUUGAUGAUCCUUUUUUUGGGGGGGACAAGGAACCACGGGCGAGAGGGUUGCACAGCAUCAGCAAGAGAAAAGAGCAGCAGUCAGCCUUUUUUUUGUGUGCGACUGUGCGGGAAGUCUUGUCCGCCGCCGAGGGACAAAAACCAAGCUCAGAACACAUUACUACAAUGUGUGAUCAGCCCGCCAUGCUUGACAUCUCACGGGAAUUUGUGGAGGUAGCUUCUCCCGUUACACCCGUUUGAUCCCGCCAUGCAUGAGACUCCGGGGGCGAGGUGUGUUGUGCUUGUCCGACAGUCCGGGCACGUCCGUGGCUUGUGUCACUUCUUGAUCUUUCCGUCCCGUCUGAUCUUC
Molecule: messenger RNA, 1571 nt
Organism: Pyricularia grisea
Lineage: Eukaryota; Fungi; Ascomycota; Sordariomycetes; Magnaporthales; Pyriculariaceae
Exons: 4
Coding region: 1-1227 (408 amino acids)
Source: RefSeq, a predicted model, not a curated record